Messenger RNA from Volvox carteri f. nagariensis, 7728 nucleotides. RefSeq lists its product as uncharacterized. NCBI's taxonomy places the organism in Eukaryota, Viridiplantae, Chlorophyta, Chlorophyceae, Chlamydomonadales, Volvocaceae. The coding region runs from base 1 to 7728 and encodes 2575 amino acids. Gene Ontology annotation, biological process: intracellular signal transduction; cyclic nucleotide biosynthetic process. The transcript has 19 exons. The record is from RefSeq and is a predicted model, not a curated record.
AUGUCUUUUGUGAGUUGCAUUGUUUAUUGCUCCAACGUACGAUCACAGGUCACCACCGAGGGCGACGCCUUCCUGGUCGCCUUCCACGACCCCGUGGAUGCGGUUCGUUGGGCGCUGCUACUGCAGUCGGCACUGCUGAAAUUGGACUGGCCACCGCUACUGCUGGAACACCCGCUAUGCAGGCCGCGGCCGCUGGUGCCAGUAGCGGCAGCGCCGCCGACGGCGGCGCCGGCAGGAGGCGCCGGCGGUGCCGCAGCUUCCUCCUCUGCUCCGCUGUUGGUGCUGUUCAAGGGAUUGUCAGUGCGGAUGGGCAUCGCGACAGGUGUACCGUCAUCUGUACGGGAGCACCCUGUGACCCGGCGUAUGCAGUACACUGGUGCCGUACUGCGGCUGGCAACGGGCAUUGCGGAGCUUGGUUCGGGUGGUCAGAUUCUCGUGGAGCCGAUGACGUUCAAGGGCAUCCACAACAAGAUUGAGGAGCUGGACGUUGUGGAGGCCGAGGCCAUCCGCAUCAUCAUUGCCACUCUCGUGCUUCCCGCACCCACAAACCCUCCAUGCUCGAUCAAAUUUGACGGAUAUUUCACCAUGCUUGACGGAUACUUUGACUAUGUAUGGCGUGUUGCGGUGUUUCCUCUCUUCCGGACUUCUUUAUGUGCAGACAAAGCCAACUCCAAGACGAGCCACGUGUCUGGGACCCACUUGGCCGCCACCACCUUGGCCACAGAGGACGACCCCUUCACGAAUUGGACAGAUAGCUCCCGGCAGCUGCUAUCCGGCGGUGGAGUCCCCAACGAUGCUUCUUCCCAUCACCACCAAAACAGCCGUGUCCGACCAUCCCUCAGUCGCCACACCAGCAUAAGCUCCCGCCAGCAGCUGCCCCUUAAGAGUCUCUCUCGACUGUCCCUAGGACAGUCCGCCGGUGCCGGCUUGGCGGCGCAUGAUGCCGCCGCUGCCGGCGGCGGCGGCGGCGGCGGCGGCGGGCGCGGCCACAUGUUUCGUCGGGCCAGCUGGGCACGGUUGGCAGUGCCUACCGCCGCUGCAACCGCGGCAUCAGCUCUGCCAACACUGCCCCCUCGUAGUUUCGUGCAAACCGCCUUAGGCAGCUCUCUGCCUGCGCACCUCAGCCGCGCUGCAUACAUGCCGCACAUUCAGACGCCGCCGCAGCCGUCACUUUCUCAACAUGCUGCUGGCGGCGGCGGCGGCGGCCCGUCGCGCAAUUACCACCCGUCUAAGUUUCAUGUUGGCGCCGGGGUUUCAGAUGUCAACGGCAUCGUAAUUGGCGGCGGUGGAGGCGGCGGCGGCGGAUACCUUCCGAGCGUUUCGAAUUACGGCUCCUCCAUGUUUUUGACAUCGUUCGGUUCUCCUGCGACAGGGGCCCUUGCGGGUCCACAUGCACACGCGGCUGGCGGUGGGGGCAGUAUACCGCCGUUAGGUGUGCUGAGCUCCGCCAGGGGCUCAGGCGACUGGUUUGGCGUAAACCAUGCACUCCUGGGCUACGCAAGUAACAAUGGGACACCGACAGUACUGCAGUCGUUGUACGGCAGCAACACGUCACGUGCAUCCCGACCACUCACGCCCUUUGGUGCGACAGUGUGUGACUGGUGUGGUGGGAAACCUGACUUGGCGGCACUUCUGGGUAGCCGCGCGUCUGUGGAAUCCGUCUCGGCGGCGGCGGCGGCGGCGGCGGCGGCAGCGCCGCCGGGCGGAAGCUUUCUGGUUGGUAUGCCUUCAACGGCAUUAGUUUCACAGAUGGUGUCUCCGCCUCGCUCCAAUCUUCAAGGUCUUUUCCUGCGCACUAUCACCGCUGGCAUCAUCAGCGAGUCCGCCACCAACACUACGCCAUCCAACUCAGAUAAGCGCUCCAACGGCUUCGUUCUGCCUAAUGAUAUGGGCCAAGAACAAUGCUCGCACAACAGCACCGACCCUGCCGCCGCCGCCAACGCCGCCGCAACAACGCUGCCGGCACCGGAACCAGCGGCGCCGGCGCCACUUCCUGAGGCCACAAGUAAGGCCCUUGCUGGGUUCGCUGCUGCCGCCGCCGCCGCCGCCGUCGGCGGCGGCGGCGGCGGCAGUGGCGAAGCACUGCUGCACGCGCCAUUAGCUGCCUUCAUGGCUUCCAACACCUCCUCGGACAGGUUGGCUGUAGAGCUGGCGGCGGUGACGCUCCAGGGUGGCUUGUUCGGCGGCGGCGGUAUCUUGAACACCGCUGCCAUCGGCAGCGCCGCCAAUGCUGAAGGCCACCAAGCACGCAUCGGCGGCGAACCUGCAGGAAGCCGUCGGCUGGCAGGCAGUUCAAACGGCAUAGCGUUCUUUCAUGGAAGCUCCGGCGGAGUCGGGAGCUAUAACCUCUUUGACCGCCAAGGGAAGUUGCCGUCAGCGACUUAUAAUCUUCACGCCAGCCCGGGACCCAUCGCUGAGGCCACGGAGACGCCACCUUGCGUGCCGGCAUCGUACGGCGUCGUCGUCUCUACAGGCACCGCCUCCGCCAGCGCAUCGGCUGAAAACUAUGCUGACGAGGACGAGACUUUGCUCGACAUUCUGAUGAGUACGGCAGGUUCCAGCGCCCCAGGGCGCCACGUCAGCGUUAAGCAGGCGCCGCGCAUACUGCCGUACACUUCGUCAUCCUCGUCUUCGCGAUAUAUUGCAGCGGCGGCGCUGGCAGGGUCGGCGGGGAUGGCGACGGUGUCACUGCCGGAUGCCGGCGUGCAGCCACCGGCGGGGCAAGUCGGCGCAGGGGCAAGUCCGCUACCUGGCUUGGGACCACCGCCGUCGCCGGGCACAUCGCCAAUGCAGACCAUUGACUUCCAAUCCGUGGCUUCCUCACUCGCACCACGUCGGAUUGACGGCGGCGCCGCGGAUGCAGCAGUGAGCAUGUACGGGGACCCAGGCGGAUGCGGCGACGGCAGAGCCGCCGCUGGUACCGCCACCUCACACACCCGACGUGGCUGCACUGCCGCCGCUGCGGCGACCGCAACGGCGGGAUCCGAAAGUUUCAGUUUCGUGCCUGUCGUACAGAAACUUGCCGGCAGCCAUAAGGCCUAUCCGAUGGCUGUGAAGCACUGUGAGGACUUCAGCAUGGGGGUUGGUGUUGGCGGCGGCGGCUGGGACGGUGGCGGCGGACUUGCCACAUCGCUGGCGGCGCUCCCGCCUCAGCCUGCCGUACCACUAGGUCGGCCAUCGGCGCCGCGACAUGCCGCCGCGACCACCGUGCCUCGCGGGGUCCGCAAGUCUACCUCGUUCAUAAUGCCCGCGGCGGCGGCGGCGGCGGUCCCUCCAGUGACUUUGCCGACAUCGUACGUCGGCUCGUACUCCCGAACCGCCGCCAUUGCCGCCGCUGCCGCCGCCAGUGGCAGCGGCGGCGGCGGCCAGUCCCUUCCCCGCAACUUCGGUUGGCACACAUCCUACAUGGUACGGACACCAGCACAACAUGACACCACCAGCCCGCGCCAGCACCGCGAGCCGCAAGCAAUGGAUCCACGGCUGCCGGCACCACCUGCGCCGCCGCCAGUGCCGUGGACACUUGCAGCCACGACGGCGACGUCAUCAGCGGAGCCCAUGUACGGCAAUCUGCGGCACAGUACUAGCGAGCGGCGGCAGCAGCUGAGGCGCGUAGGGGAUGUGCCACCGUCGGCGUUAGGGCUGACAGCCGCACUCGGAGGUGGCCGGGCCGCCGACGGAGCCGCGGGCAUGUGUGCUGGCGGCGAGGCGGGAGGAGGGGCCGGCGGCGGCGGCGGCGGAAUGGGUGCUGCAAUGGAUUUCGCAACGCCGGCAUGGCCUUGCGACCUGACGAGCUCUGGGUCGCAGAGGCGUGAGCCCGACGUGAGCCUCCGUGCCGCCUUCCCUCACACCCAUGCUCACAUGCAACCAUACCCCCAACCUCAACCCGCUCAUCAUCGUCAUCACAACCACCUCUAUCAACAUCUUCAAGCCCACUUCCAAGCGCACCUGCCCGCCGCCACCAGUCCUCAUCGACUUGCGUCCUCCAACAUCGCCUCCGGGAACACCUCCCCCGUCGUGGCACCGCCGCCGCCGUCGUACUCCCGGAGCUCCGCUGGCAACAACGCUGACCACGACGGCCCUGGCGCCGCCGCUGGCGGCAGCGCUGGCGGCAGCCGAUCUCGAUCCGCGCCAGACGAUGCUAUCGCCGUUACGUCCACUGCUUCAGACGCAGCCACAGGCACAGGCGCAAUCGAGGAUUCGCCGGCAGCCAACGAGGGCAGGUUCAUGUCGUCACCACGGCCACCUGCAGUGCAAGCACGGUCGUUACAGCAGCACUGUAUGCUGCCGUCGGGCGGUUGUUCGUUGACCGGACUCUCGGCAGCACUCGCAGCGGCGGGCUGGAGUACGGAACUGGGAUCUGUGGCUGGGCGUCGUGUGGGUGGUCCGUUAGGUUCCGUCGCGGGGUCCAUUGCGAGUCGUGCAUAUGAGAGCGUGACGUUGGCGCUGCCGGCGGGGCCCGGCAGUACAACCGCUGGCUGCGGCAGUAGUGGCAUCGCCGGUGGCCUUGGCAUGACCGGAUGGCUGUCCGUCGCGCAGCUUGCAGGACAUCUGAUGCUGGGCUCAAUGAAGGGCCGCGGCGGCAGCGACGCUGGCUCCGCCGCGACGGAGGCGCACCUGCAAAGCGGCGUCGGUGUGGCGAUGGUUGCUACAGCCGCCAGCACGCCGGCGGAGGCCCCGGACGUGACGGGGCCGCCUGCGGCUACAGCUGCGGCGGCUUCGCUGCCGCCGCUGUUUGGCGGCUUCGCCGGUACAACUGCCAUCAGCGCGGCUGCCGCCGCCGCCGCCGCUGCCAAUGGCGGCGGUAGUGGCACUGCUUGUGGAGCAGGAGCACCAGGGGCUGCUGCAGCUGCAGCUUCAGCGGCAGCGGCAGCUGGUCCCGGUGGCGCUGGCCGCCAGGCAGGCCCUCCGCCACGGCCGCCACGUACGGCAGCGCAACCGGGGGUGAACGCCGCAAGCGCCAUUGGUAGCGGCUUCGCUGGCAUGAACCACUGGCGCUCCGCGCACGGCAACCAGAGCGCUGCAGAUCUUGAUGGGUUAGCGGGCAGUACUGCGGCCUGGGCUCAUCCUCGAGGGGGCGGUUUCGGAGCCGUUCCCACACAUGGGCCCCAUGUCUCCUACCCCGCCUCUGAUAUGGGUGGCGGCAUCAGUGGCGGCGGCACGGUCAAUCGCGGUGGCGGAGGCGGCGCCAGCAGCAGCCAUGCCUCACUGCCGCUCUUUUGGCAGGAGCCCCACGGCGGCGGCGGCGGCGGCGGCGGCGCGGCAUCGGGACCGUCACCGUUGCCGCCGCCGCCGCCUCCGGUGGCUGCGCCAGCGGCUUCUGCGUUGUUAUCACCGGUCCGAAACUCCCGGGAGGGGUUUAUGCUAAUGCUUCGGUCGGCGAUGGCGAUGGAGAUCACUGGCUCCUGUGCAAACAUGACGGCCAAGGAGGCGCGUGACCUUGCAAACAAUGAGGAUUUGCCGGAGGGAGGAGAGGAGGAGGCGGAAGGGGUAGAGACGGGAGAUGUCAGUGGGACACGGAGCCUCUCGACGUUGGAGCCCGUGUACGGCAAAGGGGAGGAAGACUCGGCCACCGUACAGCCGCACAGAGAAUCGGCCACGCAAGGAGGGAUAGGCACGCAUCCUGGUAAUGGGACGCUAAGGACAUUCGUACCCAUGUCGGGCCAGACGACCUCCCAGGAGCAUCCCACUGACAGCCACGGCGUGAGCAUCUUGGCUGCCGUACAACGUGUCAGCACCCGCCGGUUGUCGCAUGUACGGCGGCCCUCCAUUGUUGAGGGCCGCGCCAGCGGCGGCCUGAGCCUGUUCCGCCGACCCCGGUUGAUGCAGACCCAUGGGACGUCCGGGCAAAUGGCAUGGGAGCGUUCCGCGUCGGUUUCUUCCAGAAGGCUCCUCAGUGCAUCGUCCCUCGCAGAGCCGGAUGUACAACCACCUAGAUCUGAGGGCGCGGAGCCGUUGCCGUCGGGUGGAGACAACAACACCGCCCCGGCACCUACCGCGGUAUCGUCCACAUCCACAAUAGUGCUUGCGCCGGCGGCGGCAAGGGACACGGAUUCCGGUCCUAGGAUUCACGGUUCAGGUUCGAUUCGCGGCUCGGAGUUCGUUGGAGUUCAUGCACGGCGGCGAUCAGCGAUCGACGUCCCCACAUCAACAGCAGUGCCUUCGGAGCAGGAACCGUCCCAUCACCAGCCGGCACCACUUCACCAUGACCGCAGCUUCGCGGGUGUACGGCAACGGAACAUCGCCAGCCAUGCACUCUUAGUCAUCGACAUGGGUGUGCACCGUUUGCAGCUGCCGGCGCUGGGCCCGGCGUACGGUGAUGUGUACGACGGUGUUCAGGUGAUCCAGCUGCUUCCCGCACACCUCAAGCACCGAGCCGCCUACCACCCGCCACUCAAGUCACAGGCGCAGCUGGCGCCAGGGUUCUUUGAUGCACCAGGCGCAGCGCAGCCGCCCUCCUUCCCGAGGCUGUCGCUCAUGUUCAUACAGCCCGCCGGCUACUCCGCAGUCGCAAAUGCCAACCUCGAGGUCGCAGAGCGCAGCGGUGCUGUAUUUUGCGCCGCUGUACGGGAAUUGCUGCAGAUGUACGGCGUGUACGAGUGCCAGGAGUACGAAUGCACGUUUAUGGUGGCGUGCAACAACCCACGGAUGGCGGCGGAGGCGGGGCUGGCGCUGCAAGAGUGGCUACUCCAGGGGCUUCCGUGCCAAGGGGCUUCCGUGCCAAGGGGCUUCCGUGCCAAGGUGGGUAUCUUCACGGGCGUCCCCUUAUCCGUGGUUCCUCACGCCACCACGGGACGUGCAGACUACUUCGGCGCCAUAGUCAACCGGGCAGCAAGACUGAUGGCGGGGGCCAAGGCAGGACAGGUGUUGAUGGAUAAGACGGCGGCUUUGGAGGUGCUGCGGGAGUGGCGGCAGGCAGCUGCUGACGCGGCAGCCGCUGUGACGGCUGCAGCCGCAAGUACUUUGGCCGCCACCGCACCAGCACUCGCCGCCGUAAACUCCGUACCAACACUAGCAGGUGGCCGAACGGCGUCGGGGUCGUCUCUGCCUGUGGCCCGGGUAGCCCAGCAGACGGCGAUGGAGCCAGGGCCUGUUCUUGGGCCUUCUUUGGGGCCUGUUCUUGGGCCUUCUUUGGGGCCUGUUCUUGGGCCUGCUGGGCCUUUGUCACCACUCCGCACGACUUUGGGCACAACGACUAGGCCCACAGCCGCCGCUGCCACCAGCAGUAUCGGCUGCGGUAACAGCGAUGGUGAAUGCGGUGGCUUGGCAUAUGAGCGCUACCUGUCAGCGCUGGCGGCAGGUGCAUUGGCGACGACGGCACGUGCCAUGGUGUCACUGUCCGUGGUACAAGUUGUGGAUUUGGGUAUUUUUCAGCUGAAAGGGCUUCCAGAGGGCCAGGCCGUGGUUUCGGUGCAACUCAAGGCAACGAGCAGCUCGCCAGCUGCUACAGCAGCCGCGCCGACAUCUGCUUCUGCCAUUGCUGCUGGCGGAGGUGGAACGGCAGGAAGGGGGGUGGUGGAGGGAGAGGCGGCGGCAGGUGACGGGGCAGGAGCAGGAGAAGGAUUCACGGGAGGUGAAAGGACGACAGAGACGUGUGGUAACAGGGGUGGUGGUGCUGCUGCGGGCUUGGGCAAGAAAGCGGUGUUGCUUGCUGCCGGCCAAGGGCUGUUGGAUGAGGUUCUGGUGGCGCUUCCCGCAUUCCUGCCCCUGGGCAGCUGUGCAGUGGUUUAA